Anopheles coustani is the source of this 547-nucleotide messenger RNA. Its product is annotated as ejaculatory bulb-specific protein 3-like. The record is from RefSeq and is a predicted model, not a curated record. The transcript has a single exon. Bases 60 to 443 code for a protein of 127 amino acids. Lineage: Eukaryota; Metazoa; Arthropoda; Insecta; Diptera; Culicidae.
AUUUCCGGUGUUGCGUGAACUGUUUGUAGCGUGAAUUCAUCUCCCAAGCCAGCAUCAACAUGAAGCUGUUCGUCGCCAUCGCUUUUGCCCUGCUGGCCAUCGUUGCCGCUCAGGAGCAGUACACCACCAAGUACGAUGGUAUCGAUCUUGACGAGAUCCUGAAGUCGGACCGACUGUUCAACAACUACUUCAAGUGCCUGAUGGAUGAGGGCCGCUGCACCCCGGACGGUAACGAGCUGAAGAAAAUCCUGCCGGAAGCGCUGCAGACCAACUGUGAAAAGUGCAGCGAGAAGCAGCGUGCCGGUGCGAUUCGGGUGAUCAACUAUGUGAUCGAGAACCGCAAGGAGCAGUGGGAUGCGCUGCAGAAGAAGUACGACCCGGAGAACCUGUACAUCGAGAAGUACCGCGAGGAGGCCAAGAAGGAAGGCAUCAAUCUGGAAUAAGUGUGUUAACUGGCGUUCUGUAGACAGUGAAGCUCUUCUUCCCCCCUAAAUGUGAUAUUCUCUGUUGAUCAUAAUGGUUCGUUUUGAAUAAAUGUGAUAACCCU